AAAGGCGACACACGCAGAUAAGAUUUUUGUUGCCGCCACCAACCAAACCCAAGGCCCAUUAAGCACGCACGGCCAUGGCGCCCACCCGGUGGCCACCCCUCCUCCUCCUCCUCCUCUUCCUCCUUGCCGCCGCGACGGCGACGGCGACGGCGACGGGCAACGCGCUGCCGCCGGAGCCGAAGCCGGCGCGGUGGCCGGACGUCUUCCACGCGAGGCUGUUCACGAACCUGACCAACCACUCCGCCGCGUCGACGGGGCCACCGCUGCGUGUCGCCGACCUCUACUACGACUGGUCGCGGCGGCGCAACCUCAACCUGAUCCGCUACCAGCUCGCCGCCGCCGACGACCCGCUCUACGACGUCGAGUGGGACAACGGCACCACCUUCUACUUCGACUCCCGCUCCUGCCGCACCGAGCGCUUCCCCGUCGGCGUGCUCCGCCCGGGCUGGCUCGCCGACGGCGGCGGCGUCGUCUACCUCGGCCGGUGGCGCACCGGCGGGAUCGAGUGCGACGUGUGGGACAAGCUGGGGUUCGUCGUCUACUACCAGGAGGUCGCCACCGGGCGCCCCGUCCGCUGGAACUUCCUCGACAAGACAGGGAUACAGCAAUUCGUGAUGAGCUUCGAGGUCGGCGUGACCCUGGAGGACGAUUCCCAGUGGCAGGCGCCCGCACACUGCUUCCCUGCCGCCGCCGCAGACGAAGAUGAAGAGGAAGAGGAAGAUGAAGAACAGGAUGAGAUGAUCAAGAGCAGCUAUGAUCACAUUGAGGGUGUGGAUGACGGGCUCGACGCCGCCAGGUUACUCAGGAUGCUCGCAGGAGCUGCGGCGUUUUAGUUACCAAGUGGCUCGAAUUUUUGUGCAAACAUAUACUGGUACAGGCUUACAGCACAGUACUGUAUAAGAGAGUGUGGUUAAUUCAGGAAUUUUUCAAGAAGGGUUAAUUGGAUCCAUGCCACCCCUUACUAUUUC
Messenger RNA from Oryza sativa Japonica Group (Japanese rice), 968 nucleotides. RefSeq lists its product as uncharacterized. The record is from RefSeq and is a predicted model, not a curated record. NCBI's taxonomy places the organism in Eukaryota, Viridiplantae, Streptophyta, Magnoliopsida, Poales, Poaceae.